Messenger RNA from Ctenocephalides felis (cat flea), 1695 nucleotides. Its product is annotated as UDP-glucuronosyltransferase 1-6-like. Lineage: Eukaryota; Metazoa; Arthropoda; Insecta; Siphonaptera; Pulicidae. Gene Ontology annotation, molecular function: UDP-glycosyltransferase activity. The record is from RefSeq and is a predicted model, not a curated record. The transcript has 8 exons. The coding region runs from base 121 to 1674 and encodes 517 amino acids.
GUUCAGUACAGAGUAUUUUUAGUGUUUACAAUAUUUUACUGAAAGAUUGUAGUUUUGAUAGUUGAUUAUACAAACGUCUUGGAGUAUCCAUUCUCAUUAAGUUUUUGGAUAAAAAUCAGAAUGUACUAUUUUUCGAUUAAAUUUAUUUUAAUCUUGUCAACAAUAUUGUUUGCACAAUGUGUAUCAAGCCUAAAUAUUUUGGGUCUCUUUCCACAUCCUGGAAAAAGUCACCAUGAUGUAUUUUCUGCCCUGCUGGAAGGACUUGCGGACAAGGGUCAUAACGUUACUGUUUUAAGUCACUUUCCACUGGAAAAUCGAAGAAAGAACUAUAAAGAUAUCAGCUUAAAAGGGACUAUGCCGUUGUGGGUCAACUUUAUUGAUUUAAACAUAUUCGGUUGGCGUUCCCUACUAAAUCCGCUCGUUGAAUUUUACAUGUUGACGAAGAACUCAUUUGAAGCAUGUGAAACUGUAUUGAAAAGCGAUCAAUUGAAAUCUAUAUUUGACCAAUCUGAAAAAUAUGAUGUUAUAUUUACUGAAACAUUCACGUCUGAUUGCACCUUGGGAAUUGCAUAUCAAUUUAAAGCCCCUGUUAUAGGGCUAAGUUCUAGCUACGCUAUGCCUUGGGUGAUGGGAAGAUUUGCAAAUCCCGAAAUAACAUCAUACGUGCCAAUGAUGUUUACUGGAAAUUCUCAUCAAAUGACAUUCUGGCAAAGAGUGAAAAACUUCGUCGCAUCAGUAUUAUUCAAGACGCUCUAUAGGUUUCGAGUAGAUUGGCCCACUGACAAGCUAUUGAGAGAAAGAUUUGGACAAGAUAUGCCUUCAGUAAUAGAUUUGAAAAAGAAUACAAGUCUACUGAUGAUCAACACACAUUAUGCUUUAAGCGGUGUGCGACCCAAUGUACCAGCCAUAGUUGAAAUUGGAGGAAUCCACGUUAAAAAACCAAAGAAAUUAUCGAAGGAUCUGGAUGAUUUUAUAUCCGGUGCAGAACACGGCGUGGUGUAUGUCAGCUGGGGUUCUAUGAUCAGAGCUUCAACUUUGCCAGAUGAGAAAAGAAAAGCGCUGUUAAAAGCUUUUGGAAAACUUAAACAAAGAGUACUUUGGAAAUGGGAAAAUGAAACAUUGCCUGAAAAAACAGACAACUUGAUGAUUAGGAACUGGAUGCCUCAAAACGAUAUUCUAGCUCACCCCAACGUACGUCUAUUCAUGUCACACAGUGGCCUAUUAGGAACAACAGAAGCAGCACAUCAUGGGGUUCCGAUGAUUGCUACCCCAAUCUAUGGGGACCAGUUUUUAAAUGCAGCGGCCAUCGAGUCACGUGGCAUGGGCCGAAUUUUGAACUACGAAGAUCUUAAUGAAGAACACAUUACUCAAACAUUGAAUGAAGUUCUGAAACCCAGUUAUUUACAAAAUGCUAAGCGAGUUUCUGCCAAUUUCUUAAACCGACCUCAAUCACCAAUCGACUUGGCCGCUUGGUGGACAGAACGUGUAGCUGAGGUAGGCAUCGAAAGUCCACCUCUUUGGAGAUCAGAGGCUGUUGAUAUGUGCUGCAUCCAAUAUUAUAUGUUGGACGUUUAUGCAUGUUUAUUGGUAAUAUUUUUAUUUUUUAUGAGAAUAAGUGGCAAAAUUUUGUCAAAAUUUAGAAGAGAUAAACAAAUUAAGGUUAAAUUGCAAUAGUAAAUUAGAGAAAUUCUGUAU